Messenger RNA from Pseudomyrmex gracilis, 2833 nucleotides. It is a transcript of the gene pygo, whose product is annotated as protein pygopus. Lineage: Eukaryota; Metazoa; Arthropoda; Insecta; Hymenoptera; Formicidae. The transcript has 5 exons. The coding region runs from base 573 to 2084 and encodes 503 amino acids. The record is from RefSeq and is a predicted model, not a curated record.
CGCUCCGAUGAAGCGAUCCGGUCGAAAACGUUAAAAGUCUCCUCUAAAAUUACAUCCACGUCCAGAAAUGGGGUCGGUGACGCUAUCUGUCGAGCGCGGACGGUAGUUCCCGUCGUGGCGACACACAGAGAAACGUAGAGGAGACACGCGUAACGCGACACAACAAUGGCGACUUGAGCGAAGUUGAUCGUGGCGUGCGCUAUCCUGGUACCGUGUGUUCGUGCCGCGUUAUCGAGAUUACGAGUGCGUCUAUCCGCGGCCUUGCAUGCGCUCUUGUGAAUGCGUGGCCCGUACGCGCCAUCGAGAGAUGCGUUGCUGGCGUGGCGCGAGUCGCAGCCGCGUACAGACAGUUCGCACGUUUCCCCGUUGAGGCCAGCAGCAUCAGCAGGUCGUGCAGUAGUGACUGACACAGUGCGAUACAUGGUGCCCGCGUACCUUGCUGAGAAAACGAGAGAUUCAUCAUGCACGUGUUUGCGCGAUUGCGUACGGACCAUGUGUAACGUGCUGUGGAUUUAGUUGCCACAAAAAUCCAGUAAUACUGGCAUGAUAAAAUAAGGAAGCAAAGGAAGGAGAUGAGCCACAAUAUUGCGGGCAUGCCACCAUAUAAUCGGAUGCCCGGACUGGGGGGUAUGGGAAUGGGUGUGAAUAUGGGCCCCAAUGCCCCACAUCCUGAUUCUUCUGGUCACCCCCAUCCGCCACCGCCACCACCAGCUGGUCCUAAUCCCAAGAAGAAGAGACGUACAAAUGCAAGUGUUGCUCAACCACCUCCGCAACAGCCUCCAUCUGUACAGGAUCUUCUACCCCCACCUUUAACGGGUUAUGGUGACACAAUAGUUGCAAGUAAUCCUUUUGAUGACACGCCACCACCGACCCCGCAAAGUCCAAUGAUGCAUGGUGGGCCUCCGCAUAUGCAUCCACAUCAUCCACAUCAUAUGGGAGGACCUCCUAUGAGAGGUAUGAGUCCAUUAACUUCGAUAGGAGGCAUGAGCCCCAUGAUACCGCACAACAUGGGCAACAUGAGCCCCAUGGGCAAUUCGCCCAUGACAAAUCACAUGAAUCACAUGGGGGCCAUGUCUCCUAUGAAUCACGCUCCCAUCGGCGGUAUGAGUCCUAUGAAUAACAUGGGUCCAAAUAUGCCGCCUGGUCCGAUGAAUACCAUGAACAAUCACAUGAAUAUGAGCCAUAUGGGAAACUCGCAACUGAGCGGUCCGCCUAUGGGCAGUCCAAUGAACAAUAUGAACAGCGGGCCUAUGGGCAGUCCGAUGAACAGUAUGGGCCACAACAUGGGCAGCCCUAUGGGUGGACCUCUUGGUUCUCCGAUGAACACCAUGGGAGGAUCCAAUCAUAUGCCUAAUGGACCAAUGAACAUGAAUAAUAUGAACAGCCAUAUACCGCCCAAUAGCCCAUUAAACGGACCGUCGAUGAACAACGUGAACAGUCCGCUGGGACACAACGGAUCUCAACCGCAUCCGAAUCACAUGGGAAAUAAUCUCAACAACCUGGGAAGACCUAUGAAUGGACCUAUGACCACUAUGACUUCGAUGGCGUCGAACAACAUGAACAUGACCGGACCGAAUCAAAUAAACAACAUGAACAUGGGCGGUCCGGCAAUGAAUAAUAUGUCGAAUAUGAAUAUCAGCCAUCACAAUCAGAUGGGAGGUCACAUGGCGGGGCCAAUGGGCACGAUGUCUAACAAUAUAAGUGGUGGGCCACCUAUGGGACAUCCUAUUAAUCCCAUGGGUGGCUCUAUGCCACCACAUGGGUUUCAAGGACCGCCAGGAAUGGGUCCAAAACCAAUGCCGAUUUCCGCUGGCAAAAUUUAUCCGCCAGACCAGUCCAUGGUAUUUAAUCCACAAAAUCCCAAUGCACCUCCAAUUUAUCCUUGCGGAAUUUGUCAUAAAGAAGUACACGACAAUGAUCAGGCGAUUCUGUGCGAAUCGGGUUGUAACUUUUGGUUCCACAGGGUUUGCACAGGAUUGUCGGAACCCGCCUAUCAGCUAUUAACUGCGGAGGUCUACGCAGAAUGGGUGUGUGAUAAAUGUUUAACCUCGAAGAACAUACCUCUAGUUAAGUUUAAACCAUAACACUUCGUGUCCCGUCGUUCAUGCGACGUUCGAGUGACUCUUUGUUAGCGUUUAUAUAUGUACACGCACACAUACGCGCGCGACUGUGCACACAUCCAUACAUACACAGACACGGACAGAUUCAUUCAUGGCACAUGAUAAAUACUAAUGCACGUGCGGAAUCGUGCAUACAAUUAUAAAAGUAUGGUAUUUGUUAUUAACUUAGCUUUAACUUGUUGAUUAUUAGGAUAACAUUAUAAGUCGUAUGUGAAUAUAAAUAUGAAAUCCGGAGUAACAUAUAUAUAUGCAAGAUGUUUGAAAAAUUUUGACUAAGCCGAAAAUAUCGAGUCAAUCUGAACAGAAAAGUCAUUUUGUUAUUUUGCAAAAUUUGCAAUAUUUAUUAAGCAAUAAAUGUGAAGAUCCAAUAAGCGCGUGAGAAGUGAUGAUUCGGACUCUAUAAACGUGUACGAUUUUUAGUUGUAAAACAAAAUAACUUCAUGCAAUCUCCUAACAGCAAGACAUAAAGCAAACAACCGAGCAAUCGUGUGAUAGCUUCAACUUCGAUCAGCUGAUUUUUACAACUGAAAAUCAUACAGGCUUAGAGUUCGGACCAUGUUUCUUACACGCUCAUUGGGUCACGUGUAUUAAUAACUAUUGCAAACUUUGCAAAAGAAUAUGUGACUUUUCGAUUUAGAUCAAUUUACCUUUAUACUUGGUCAAAAUAUUUCAGACAAUCUGUAUAUAUAUAUAUAUGUGUGUGUGUGUGUGUG